AAGUCCAAGUGCCUGUUCUUUGCUGGAGCAAUUGCAUAUUGUUUUUCUGUUGAUUCCUAAAAGUCAGGCUGGGCAUUAGGAACCUUGCAUAUACACAGACAUCAGUUGGCUCUUAGGCUGUGCUGUUCACGUGCCAAAACAAUGUUUAUGUAUAUUGUAUGAAAAUGUAGUUGUCUGGGGGAGUGAGCAGUAAAAUUCCAAAGCUCUGAUGUGUGUUUCUGCCUACACCUGAUCCGGGUCUGUUUAUCUCCAGAUGAUGCACCAACUCCAUCUGUUUCUCCACAUAGAAAUAAGAAUCUCAAAGGUGGAGAGAUCCCAGCACUCAGGAUCUAAGGGUGUUUGCUGCCUCCCCAGCACAGAGACAUGCAUUGUGUGCCAUAACUACAGCCAGAAAAAGGGAAUCCUGAGGUGGAGUGUGAGUUGCCACAACCUGCAAGAGGAUCCAGGGGCGCUCCCACCCCAGGAGCCAUCAGUGACCUCAAGGCUCCUGAAGUGACAAAUGUCCAGCCCAGCCAGAAUCACACCGGUUGUUUUGAUGUUUCUGCCCCAAGACAGAAUCGACACACCAUCACCAAACUGAUGGAAGGGAAAUGGCACCUGAGUGAGUUAGACCUCGUCUGUGCUCAUCAGGCUAAUUAACUCAUCAGCAAGGACUGAAUCCAGCCUCCUGGUAAGUGAUAUCUAAAUCACUGCUGCAAGGAGAGGAUGAAAUAUGGACGCAUGAGAGGGGAGACAAGGGAUGUGACUGAGGAGGAAAAAGUCACAGAGCAAGAAGAAAUAUGGACAGGGAGUGUAAAAUGGGCCGUGUUCCUCACAGCUGCUGUCAGCGCUGCGGUUCAGGUGUGGUGCAGGACGUGUGUAUGGACGUGGAUCUCACGGAACAGCGAGAGGAUUGAUGGGAGCACCUGGCUCUGCUGUGCACCUGCACGUACACAGCGACUCAGGAGCUUAUUGCACACACAGGGACACUCUGGAACCAGCUGGAAAUCCACACUGGUUCAUGCUCAGCAGCUGGCUUUUGCCAGCAGUGAUAUUCCUGCACACAGCUGGAGCAAUCUCAUGGUCACUUCACUGUGGGUGUGUUCAUGGUGGCUGCUCAGCCUGGUGCAUUUGGAUCUUUGAAAGGGGACAAAAAAGGAGCAGCAUGGAGAGGCUGCCUGUUAAGACCAUCUAGUUCAUCCCCUGGUUUUGGGACUAGGCUGUCACCAGCACAUCAAAUGCAGUGCUGGUUGAGUGUUAAAUAAAACAAGUUUCUGUGACAAGCAAAAGUUUGCUCCCUUGAGCCCAAGCCUGGGGCAGCACAUGCUGAGGGACUCAGUGCAAGCACUUUGCUGCUACUGCAAGAACACACCUCGUGGAGUAUUGAAGAGAAUCCUGAGUACAUUUUUCUGCCUUCUGUAUUCCCAGGGGACAACUAGCCUUAAACUCACUGUGGUGGUAGCAGCUUUCUCCUAACUUCAACUGGAAUGUAUCAGCUUUGUUUGUUCCUGUGCCAACGCUGAGCCCAGGCAGCUCUCCUCCCUCUCUCCUCUUCUUCUCCUCUCCCAUGUUUGUGGAGAAUGAUUGUAUCUCUGCUGCUCCCUGUUCCAUGAGGCUGAGCACACCAGCCCCUCUCUGACUCCCCAGCUCUCUCAGCAGCCCUUUGCUGCCCAGUUUCCCCCCACAUCCAUCCCAGUUGAACACGGGUGACCAGACCCAAACAAAGUGCCCAGAUAAGAUCUUCUCGGGGCCCUGCACAAUGGAAACUUCUGCUAAGCCCAGCCAAGGCAUCUCCUGAGGGGUGAGAGUCUCAUUCCUGCAGGAUGAGACUUUCCUUUGAAAUCCAUGUUGCUGCUACCAGUGUUCAUCUACUCUAAGUGUUGCUUAUUCAAAACUGUGUUAAUCGUUGGCUUGUGCAUUUCAAUACAACUUCAUUUUUUACAUGGCACUUUACAGAUGCAUCUGAAAUGAAUCUAAAUGCCGACCUUUAUCAGAUCUCUGCAACUCUCAACAUUGCUUUUUGUCAAGCAAAUAUUUUCCCAGGACUCCACUUGAAACAGGAACGAGUCUCACACCUCCUCAGGGAUGGGCAAAACUGUGGGGAAAAAAGGGACAUCACAGAGUCUUGAGCAGUCCAGAGGAGCCUGAGUGGAGCCAAGAGCCCAUCCCAGCUGGCUGCAGCUGAGUCAGCAGGGGAAUCUUCUGGAGAUGACGGUUUUGAAGCUUUUUGGAAUCGUCUUUUUCUGUGGCCUCCUCUCGCCCUCGCAGGAAGUCUUGUCCGGCCUGUCCUGUGCUGUCAGCCCACGGGCAAUGCAGAAUGUUCUCUCAGAUGCCAUAAUUCGUAAUGGGCUCAUCCACCAGCACCUGCAGGGUCUUGUGGUUCCCAACAUCAUGGGUGAAGGGAGUCAGCUGAACUCUCCCACCAGCAUCACCGACCUGCACCUCAUCAAGGUCCGGGUGCCCAGGCUGUCGGUGGUGCUGCUGCCAGGGAUCGGGGUCCAGCUGACCAUCGGGGCAAAGCUGCAGCUCAGAGGCAACUGCUUGGUUGGCCUGCUCUCAGAAAUCAUUGAUAUCUUAGUGGAGGUGAACAUUACUGCAAACAUUAAAUGCACAAAUUUUGAAUCUGGCACGUUCCAGGUUGUCACUGAAGACUGCCUCUGCAUUCUUGGGGCCAUAAAGAUCAAGGUCCUUUCUGGCUUACUCACCCUGUCAGUGAAUGAGCUGGUGCUUCACCAGCUGACAGCGACUCUGCCCGCUUUGCUCUGUCCUGUGGUCGAUAUCGUGAUGAACCUUGUGAACAUUCAUCUCCUGAGCACUCUCAAUGCGGUGAUCCCGGUCGGCACAGCAGGAACAAUCCACUACCAGCUGGCCAGCAUCCCCUACACCUCUGGCAAGUUCCUUGGGCUGGAUUUAGACGGCGUGGUGAAGCAGGUGGGAGGCAGCACCAUCCCCCACGACUCGUCCCCCUCUGCUUUGCCUCCUCUGAUGGACCGGCUCCUGCUCUUGGUGAUGCGCCAGAGCUUCCUCAAUGCAGUCCUGUCCCUCCUGCUCCAGCUGCCGCCACAGACCUUCCCCUGCACGCCAGACGUUUUCUCCGGUGCCAGCCGCCUGCAUGAAGCCGUGUGGACCAUUGCUCCUGCUGGGUGCUCUGCCUGCAGUGGGACCAGUCCUCUGAGCAUCAAACUGGUGUUGAGAGGAAACCCGCUCAUCCUCUUGGAAGAAAACAAAGCCAGUGUCAAGCUUUCGGUCCUGAUUCAGCUGUUCAGUAACCACUUAGAUGGAUCCAUCCUCAACUUCCUGCUGCUGAAGGCUGACCUUGCUCUAAACGUCCGCGUGUCGAUUGUUGGGGGCAGGCUGGUGCUGCAGCUGGCCUUGGGCAGCACUUCCCUCUCCUUGGAGUCUUCUGAUGUUGGCAUCAGUAAUAUCUCUACCCUGAAGUCCCACUGCAGCAGCUUGCUUGUGGAAACAUUCCUGCCUGUGAUCAAUGGUGCCCUGAGCAUCGGGAUCCCACUGCCAAAGGUGCUGCGCAUUCCCUUAGUGAAUGUGGAUUUUCAGAUAAAAGCGGGCCUGAUGGUGUUUCUGGUGUGAGCUGUGGAGCCUGAGGCAUGGAGAGGACUGUGGGGACAGAGAGAGGAAGAGAGCAACGAGCAUGGAAUGGACCAGCAUUAUCUGCUUUUCUUUACUAAACUUGAUUCAAGAUUCUUGAUAAUAUUUAAGACACUUUAAAGUGAAUUGGCUUGUGUGAGUACAGUUUGACACUUGCGUAAGCCUAACCUGACUGGCAGCUCUGUGUACAAAUAUUUAUUUAGAGAAGUUGGUGUGAUUUGGGGGUCACAGUCACAGCAGUUGAAUGUGGUGCUGCAGUGGAAUUCGGAAAUUUGUUCUGAGGUAAAACUUUUCCUGAUAGAAUGAAAAAGUGAAUUUGCAUGUGGCUUCUGAAGUGAAUCUCCCCAUCCUUGUCCAGGAGGGUGGGAAGCGCCGAGUGGGAGCUCAGAAUACAUUUGUCAUUUAACUCAUUUAAUAAAUGUUC
Molecule: messenger RNA, 4009 nt
Organism: Vidua macroura (Pin-tailed whydah)
Lineage: Eukaryota; Metazoa; Chordata; Aves; Passeriformes; Viduidae
Product: BPI fold-containing family B member 4-like
Exons: 21
Coding region: 2188-3567 (459 amino acids)
Molecular function (GO): lipid binding
Source: RefSeq, a predicted model, not a curated record